Neohortaea acidophila is the source of this 1434-nucleotide messenger RNA. Its product is annotated as serine/threonine-protein phosphatase 5. The record is from RefSeq and is a predicted model, not a curated record. The transcript is spliced from 2 exons. The coding region runs from base 1 to 1434 and encodes 477 amino acids. NCBI's taxonomy places the organism in Eukaryota, Fungi, Ascomycota, Dothideomycetes, Mycosphaerellales, Teratosphaeriaceae. Gene Ontology annotation, molecular function: protein binding; protein serine/threonine phosphatase activity. Gene Ontology annotation, cellular component: cytosol; nucleus.
AUGGCGGUGGAAACGGCGGUGGAAUUAAAGAACAAGGGCAAUGAGGCCUUCAAGAACCGCGAUUGGCCCACGGCCAUAGAAUACUACACCAAGGCGAUCAAUGCCGACGACAAGGAGCCCGCCUUCUACACCAAUCGCGCCCAAGCACACAUCAAACUCGAGGCCUACGGCUACGCCAUUGCAGACGCCACCUCUGCCCUCGACCUCAAUCCCGACUUCGUCAAAGCAUACUACCGAAGAGCCGUGGCAAACACCGCCAUCCUCCGACAUGCCGACGCGAUCCACGAUUGGAAGAUUGUCGUCAAAAAGAGCCCGGCGGACAAGGUGGCGCGGACGCAGUACGAUGCGUGCCAAAAGCUCGUCAAGCGCGACGCCUUCCUCAAGGCCAUUGAGGUCUCAGAUGCCCCCUCGGCCGCCGAAGGGCUCGAUCUGGACAGCAUGGUCAUUGAAGAGGGCUACGACGGCGUGAGGUUAAAAGAUGAGAUGACACAGGAAUUCAUCGACGACAUGAUUGAGCGCUUCAAGGUCGGGAAGAAGCUACAUAGGAAGUACGUCUUCCAGAUAAUAUUGAAGGUCAAAGAGCUGGUAUACAACGAAGCGACCAUGGUGGAGACACACGUCGAGCCGAGCCAGAAGAUCACCGUCUGCGGUGACACGCACGGACAAUACUUCGACCUUCUCGAAAUCUUCCGGUUGAAUGGCUUCCCCUCGCCCACGCAUCAUUACCUGUUCAACGGCGACUUUGUCGACAGGGGCUCGUGGUCCACCGAAAUCGCCCUCCUUCUCUACUCCUACAAAUGGCUCUACCCCUCAGGCUUCUUCCUCAACCGCGGCAACCAUGAGACCGACGACAUGAACCGCAUGUACGGCUUCGAAGGCGAAUGCAAGGCCAAAUACAGCGAGCGCGUCUUCAAACUCUUCUCCGAGUCCUUUUCCGCAUUACCCCUCGCCACCCUCAUUGGCGACAAGUACCUCGUCCUCCACGGCGGCCUCUUCUCCGACGAUGCAGUCUCCCUCGACGACAUCCGCAAGCUCAACAGGCAUGCUCAGCGACAACCCGGCCAGUCCGGACUCAUGAUGGAAAUGUUGUGGACCGAUCCGCAAACAGCACCUGGUCGAGGGCCCUCGAAGCGUGGCGUUGGCAUGCAGUUUGGCCCUGACGUGACGAAGCGCUUCUGCGAGAAGAACGGGCUGGAAGCGGUCAUUCGAAGCCACGAGGUGCGCAUGGAAGGGUACGAAGUGGAGCACGACGGCAAAUGCAUCACCGUAUUUUCCGCGCCAAAGUACUGCGAUUCGACGGAGAACAAGGGCGCGUACAUCAACAUCGAGGCGGACUACAAGUUGCAAUUCCACAAAUUCGAUGCAGUACCGCAUCCUGAUAUCAAACCUAUGGCAUAUGCGCAGAAUGGCAUGAUGAGCAUGAUGGGCAUGUGA